AGAGGCAACCCCUACUGCCACACACACACACACACACACACACACACUGAGACAGGCGCAGGGUCCUCCCUGAGAGCAGCGUGAACGCGAGACGUAAUUGCUCGGGUCCUGAUUGAUCUGGAGAGGAGGUGUUGUCUUCAGAGGUUGAGCCAUUCCGCGCUCUGAUGCCAAGCGCACAUGGAGGACUGUGCCAAAGACUUCUCUCACCUGGCGAGCCCGCCGUCCACGGAUCUUGGAUUGCCUUCAUAACAGGACAACAACCCUAUUUAUGUCCAAAAGAGCGAAUAUCCGCGUUUAAAGACGGGGUUAAACAAGCUGCCGCGGGUCGGAGUGAUUUUUUUUCUUCUCUCGCGUCGCUGUCUCAGGUUAAGUUGGCACUCAGUUCAAUCUUCACACCAGUCGAGCGCUAUCAAGGCUGUUUCUAGAGACUGCGAGUGCUAGUUUGAAGCGCAGAGGGACUAUAGUAUAAGCGAACUUACACCGGACUGUGGAGGAAAAAAGUUUGGAGAGCUUCGGGAGCGCGCGCGCUGAGGGUCCGAGUGUCCGUGAGAUGCUGCUGUAAAUGCGGGGCGAUGUCCCGACGGAAGCAAGGCAACCCACAGCAUCUGUCCCUCACGCAGAGGGAGAACCUGCCGACUCCAGCAGAUCAUGACGCAGGGAUGAACCAGUGUCCAUCAGAGGGCUCCGUCUCCAGUCCUGCAGGGGGAGCCGGAGAGAGUGACCUGCUGACCUGCGGCCAAUGCCAAACCAACUUCCCCCUGGGAGAUAUUCUAGUGUUUAUCGAGCACAAGAGGAGACUGUGCCCUGGACCGAGCUCCUGUUUCGACAAACCCAGCGACUGCGGCGGCAGUGGCUCCCCGUCUCCCAGACCCCUGCGGCCGGACGUCUGCCGGAGGUCUGGACCGGUGGAAGUCGGGAUCCAGGUCUCACCGAGAGAGGAGGAGGAGAAACGCCUGACGCCUGCCAGAGGAAUCUGCCCCAAGCAGGAGGGAGUCCCAACAGGAAAAGAUGAGCCCUCCAGUUACAUCUGCACCACUUGUAAGCAACCCUUUACGAGUGCGUGGUUUCUGCUGCAGCAUGCACAGAACACCCAUGGGAUACGCAUCUACCUGGACACCCACCCUACUAGCUGCUCUCUUACCCCUCGCAUGGCUCUUCCUCCACCACUGGGGGCUGAUGCCUUGCCUCGUUCCCCACUUGCCAGCUUUCUGGGUGAUGGCAGCAACCCUUUCCAGCUGUUGCGUAUGGGUGCCCCACUGCUACGAGAACCGCCGCAUGGCUACAUCGAGACCCGCUUGCCAUCUACGCCACCCUUUGUAAGCCCUCCCCCACCACGCCAUCCCCUAGAACGCCUUGGCCCAGAGGAGAUGGGUCUUCUGUCCCAACAUCCAAGUGCUUUUGAGCGGGUGAUGCGAAUGACACCAAUGGGCAUCCAUGAACCCUCCAUGGGCUUCUCUCAGCGUCUUCGUGAGUUGGCGGGAAACAACAACAAUGGUGGUCCAACUCCGCCUCUUUCACCUAACCGCGUACCUCCCAUGCAUCGACUUCUCAGCCCCACUCUCUUCCAGCAUGGCUCCAAAGCUCUACCGUUCCUACCCACACCCUCACAGCCACCAUCAAUUCCGUCAAGGGGAAAUUCUUCAUCCCCGCUAAACCAGGUCGGCAAAGCCAAGUCCUGUGAAUUCUGUGGCAAGACUUUCAAGUUCCAAAGCAACUUGAUUGUGCAUAGACGUAGCCACACUGGCGAAAGACCUUAUAAGUGCCAUCUCUGUGACCAUGCAUGUUCACAGGCAAGCAAGCUAAAGCGCCACAUGAAGACGCACAUGCACAAAUCAGGCUCUAUGGGGAGUUCACCUGAGCAGGGAGGGCAAGAUUCCGCUGGAGAGGGGCUUAAGAGCUGUGAGGAUAAUGGCACAAGGGAGGGAAUCGAUAAUGAGGAGGAAGAAGAUGAUGAAGAGGAGGAGGAGGAGGAGGAAGAAGAGGAAGAGCAGCAAAAUGGGAGCAGGCCUGAUUCCAAUCUAAGCAUGGACUCGGAGUUGAGCAGAAACAGAGAGAAUGGCCCAAGAACCACUCCAGAGGAUAAGCCUCUGGCCACUGAUAGAGUGACAGAAAGCCAAUACAACAACCUCGACAAUCACUUGAGACUGCCACCAGGCAGCAGACCAUGUGAGGGGAUGGACAGAGAUUCACAAGCAAGGGAGAUCGACAGGGACAGACAGCCCAUGGUGAAUGGCAGAGGCUGUGGCCCGGAGGAUUCCAUCUCUGCGAUGUUCCAUCGUAAGCCAAUGCCCAUUUCCAGCUCCAGCCUCUCUGGAUCUUCCGCCAAGCGGAUCAAGGUGGAGAAGGAUGUCGAGCUGCCGCAGGUGCCCGUUAUAUCCCCUGAAAAUGUGUAUUCUCAGUUGCUUGCUGGCUAUGCUGCAUCUCGUCACUUCAUAAGGGAGCCCUUCCUGGGCUUUAAUGACUCUAGGCAAUCGCCUUUUGGCACUCCUUCUGAGCACUCUUCAUCUGAAACAGGAAGCCUGCGCUUCUCCACCCCUCCAGGGGAAAUUCUUGAGGGUGGUGGUAUGUCAGGGCGCAGUGACAGCAGUACACCUCACCUCCAUUUGCGGGGUCCUGGGCCAGGAAGGCCACCUAGCUCCAAGGAGAGUCGACGGAGUGACACCUGUGAGUACUGUGGCAAGGUGUUCAAGAACUGCAGCAAUCUGACCGUGCAUCGGCGCAGCCACACAGGUGAGAGGCCUUACAAGUGUGACCUGUGCAGCUACGCUUGUGCCCAGAGCAGUAAGCUUACCCGGCACAUGAAGACGCAUGGGCAGUUUGGCAAAGAGGUGUAUCGCUGUGACAUUUGCCACAUGCCCUUCAGCGUCUACAGCACCCUGGAAAAACACGUGAAGAAGUGGCACGGUGAGCAUUUGCUGACCAGUGAGGUCAAACUUGAACAAGCUGACAGAGCUUGAGACCACUUAGCGAUGCACUGCAUUAUGGGUUUAGCUGGAUAGUCUUUUUCUUGACUAUAUAUUUUUUUGGAGUGUUUUGUGUGUGUGUGUGUGUGUGUGUGUGAAAAACUGCCACCUGAGAAACAAGAACACAGGGAAAUGUUAGUCUGUGGUUCUAAAAACCCUUCUCGCAUAUCCCAGUAACUAACAGAGGAGUAGUCCACUUGGAAUUCUUGGAGCCUUUCUACUGUGCAAUAAUUUCUGUAUUUAUUGGAUUAUUUGUAAUGACAAAUGGCAUGUGCCGGUACAUUAUGGAUGGGUUUCUGAUGCAUUCUCUUUCUGAAAUUAUGUUUCUACACCCCAUCUGAUAUGACAAAUACUGAGAUUUUGGCUUUCAGCCAGUUUUGUGUUCUAAACUAGUUUCCUCAAAGGAAACAAAUGGGUAAUUUCUAAAGAAGAGGUCAACUUCUAAAAAUGAGAGAAAUGUUUUACAUUAUCAUUGCUGUCAAUGGCCACACUUCUCAUGGGUUAUAUUCAGUAGAUAGAUACAAAGCACUGAAUGUCACUUUGACAAUAAAAUAUUCAACAAGGGAGCAAAAAAACCCAGGGAUGUUUUAAGGCAGCUGAUAGGCAGUUUGACUGCAUCUGAAUGAAUUUCUUUGGACAACUUGAAAUGAAAUUAGAUUGAAUGAAAGUUCCCCAACUAGUUCAUAUAUGAGAAUCACAACAUAAAGAUUCCCUGUAUAUAAACAGUGUUGAGGCCACCAGUGUUGCAUUCCUGACUUAUUUUUCCAAAGUAGAUUUUUCAUAGCCAAUAUUUUCAACACAAUCUCACGGCAAUUCGUAACUUUUUUAUUUAGUGGCUAAUUCGUUUGAAUUUAUACGAUCUAAUUUUUACAGUUUAGUACGAUUUGCUCAUCCCCCAAUGACGGUUGGGUUUAGGGGUGUGGUUGGGUGCCACGCCUCCUUUUUAAAUCGUACAAUUUCAUACAGCUGAACUCGAA
This is a messenger RNA of Danio rerio (zebrafish), 3940 nucleotides long. The record is from RefSeq and is a predicted model, not a curated record. Lineage: Eukaryota; Metazoa; Chordata; Actinopteri; Cypriniformes; Danionidae.